AUGAGGUUCCUGCCUGGUGCACAACCAGGGUGGAGGAGGGAAGCGGAGGCGUUGGAGUGGAGGACUCAUGGGACUGGAUGGGACUGGAUGGGAAUGGAUGGGAAUGGAUGGGACCGGAUGGGACUGGAUGGGACUGGAUGGGAAUGGAUGGGAAUGGAUGGGAAUGGAUGGGACUGGAUGGGAAUGGAUGGGAAUGGAUGGGAUGGAUGGGACUGGAUGGGAAUGGAUGGGAAUGGAUGGGAGUGGAUGGGAAUGGAUGGGAAUGGAUGGGACUGGAUGGGAAUGGAUGGGAAUGGAUGGGACUGGAUGGGACUGGAUGGGAAUGGAUGGGAAUGGAUGGGAUGGAUGGGACUGGAUGGGAAUGGAUGGGAAUGGAUGGGAGUGGAUGGGAAUGGAUGGGAAUGGAUGGGACUGGACGGGAAUGGAUGGGACUGGAUGAGAGUGGAUGGGACUGGAUGUGAAUGGAUGGGAAUGGAUGGGAAUGGAUGGGAAUGGAUGGGAAUGGAUGGGAUGGAUGGGACUGGAUGGGAAUGGAUGGGAAUGGAUGGGAUGGAUGGGACUGGAUGGGAAUGGAUGGGAAUGGAUGGGAGUGGAUGGGAAUGGAUGGGAAUGGAUGGGACUGGACGGGAAUGGAUGGGACUGGAUGGGAGUGGAUGGGACUGGAUGUGA
This is a messenger RNA of Closterium sp. NIES-65, 669 nucleotides long. Lineage: Eukaryota; Viridiplantae; Streptophyta; Zygnematophyceae; Desmidiales; Closteriaceae. The record is from the annotation of a GenBank genome assembly.